Molecule: messenger RNA, 876 nt
Organism: Cordyceps militaris CM01
Lineage: Eukaryota; Fungi; Ascomycota; Sordariomycetes; Hypocreales; Cordycipitaceae
Product: DNA-binding protein
Exons: 3
Coding region: 1-876 (291 amino acids)
Source: RefSeq, a predicted model, not a curated record
AUGAAGGACUCCAAAGACGUGAUCCAAGAGUUCAACGAGCUUGUCAACAUGACAGCUUCAGAGCUCGAAACAUGGCUCGCGUCCAAGGACUCUACCGAGGCGGGCUGGUCCAAGGACGACAACGGCGAGGAGACUGUUGGCCACGAAAGCGGCCGCAAAAUCACCGAGAUUUUAAAGUCGAACCCCUCCAAGGACGCCCAAAAGUACAACGACGAUCAGAUCAGCCACAUGCGCAAGGUGGUGGCGUACUGCAAGCGCCACCUGGCGCAGGAGCAGCAGAGCCUCGAGAGCAAGUCGCCGGGCGAGGCGAAAAAGACCAAGUCGUACAUUUCGCUCAAGAACUGGGGCCAUGAUCCGCUGAAGAAGCAGACAAACGGGAAGCAGUCGAGCAAGGGGGGCAGUGAUGGGGAGAAGGAGAAGAAGGAGGAAGAAGAAGUGGACGGCGGCAAGACAGCAAGCCGAAACGGCGACGGGGACCAGGAGGCGGACAAGGAGGCGGGCGAGAAGCGCAAGAGAAGCGACAAAGACGACGCGCCGGAGCCCAAGAAGCAACAAACCCGACAAGGCUCCGAGCAGGAAAAAUCCGACGCCGGGGAGGACACUGCCGACGACGACACAGCAAGCGAUGAGGAAGCCGGAGAGAACGGCAAGGCAAAGGCAACGUCAAACAAGGGACCAAAGCCCGGUGAGACGGUUAGUUGGAACUGGGGCAACGGGCAGCCCAAAGGCAAGGUCCUGGACGUCAAGGAGGAAAAGGCCACCAUUACGACCAAGCGAGGGAACAAGGUCUCGCGCGAGGGCGAUUCUGAUGACCCAGCAGUCAUCCUCGACACUGGGAAGAGCAAGGCGAUCAAGUCGGCACAUGAGCUCAAUUAG